Lagopus leucura (white-tailed ptarmigan) is the source of this 380-nucleotide messenger RNA. Its product is annotated as maestro heat-like repeat-containing protein family member 2B. The record is from RefSeq and is a predicted model, not a curated record. The transcript is spliced from 4 exons. Lineage: Eukaryota; Metazoa; Chordata; Aves; Galliformes; Phasianidae. The annotation marks the transcript as partial.
GACCUGCUGAAGAAGUAUUACUCGGGCAUGCCUGUCUCCCCAGUGCCUCUCAAGGUGGUUCUGGCCCUGGAGCAGUUGAGCAAGCUGAAGCCCUCUUUCGAAAGCAAAAACAUGCGUGAGAUGUUGGUCCUGUGCUGCAAGAACAUCGUGACACACCCUUCAGCAGAGAUGAUGCUGAAGAUCAGGAAGUCACAGCAAGCAGCACAGUACCUGCAGCUUCAGCAAACAUCACUGAAAGCUCUGGGCCGGCUCAUGGUGGUCCUGCUGGAGACAGAGCCCAGCGGUGGCUUCUUCCAAAACAUAGUCCAUGUCCUGCAGAAAUCCAUGGUAUCGAGCAAUGUGUGGGAGCGCAAGAGGGCCCUGCAGACCUGCUCCCAGCU